AACCGGGGAGGGUUAGGGACGCUUUCUGGGUGUUGGUAUGAAAGAGAAAGUCCCUUACAUCCACUGCGGGGUGACCGGCUGCUUCGCCUCAAGUUGAGCGCAUGUCUGCGGAAUCGUUUUUUAUCACCAGAUGAUUAAGGACAGCAUCAUUUUGUCCAUGGAAGUAUUCAGUGGGGUGCAAAGAAUGCUUUAAGAAGUCCCGUCGAGCCUAUCGAGCCCAAGAGAAGCUCGAAAUCAUCGAUAUUCUCAAUUCACACGCGCCAAGAACUUUCUACCAUGGUGCUUCUCAAGGACAAGCCCGAAUACGUUGACCUCGACGUCGACUUCAAGCCUCUCCCCAAGCAUGGCCACCUCUCAGAGAAAACGCCCGAGUUCGUUGCAGCCGAGCCUGCCAUCGCGGCCGCUUACGACCAACUCUGGGCACUACCCGAUUUCGUGGCGCUUCGCCAAGCGGCGGGCGACGCCGAUGCCCCGAUGCCUCCUGGCGGGCCCGAUAGAUAUCGCGAAGUCACGACUGAGCUGCUACAGUUCCCCGCGCGGGACGGCCAUAUGAUCGAGCUGAAAAUUUACAAAUCUCCAAAUGUUUUUCAGGGUGCUACGCUGGUUUAUCGUAUGCAUGGCGGUGGCCAUGUGGUUGGAGGACAUGAGAUAGACGGCGCGGAGAAUAUCUAUGCUGCCACGAAUCCAAACAUCGUUGUCGCGAGUGUUGCAUAUCGACUAGCCCCUGAGUUCCCCUUUCCAACCCCGGGCAAUGAUUGCUAUGAUGGCUUGUUAUGGUGUAAGAAGAACGCGAAAACCCUUGGAAUCAACCCGGAGAAGAUUAUCGUUGCCGGAAGCAGUGCCGGAGCCAAUCUUGCUGCCGCUCUAGCUAUCAUGGCUAGAGACGAUGGAAUCACCGGAAUCAUCGCUCAAGUUCUCCAUUUCCCGUCACUUUGCCAUCCCAAGUUCUUUCCCCGAGAGAAGUAUGAGUUCGGUAGCUACAUCCAGAACGCUUUCAACUGCGUCCUAGACAUCCUCAGAAAUGAAGCUUUCCUCGACGCAUACAAUCCCAAUGCCAAUCCCGACCACAGACACUCGCCCCUACUUGCGGCGUCACACGCGAAUCUUCCACCAGCAUUGAUACAAUGUGCCGGUGUUGAUAUCUACCGAGACGACGCUUUCGCGUACGCCGAGGCCCUCGAGGCCGAGGGUGUGGAAGUCGAGAUAUAUGGUUACAAAGGCGUACCCCAUUGUUUCCCUGCUGUCAUCAUGACCCAUCCUAGCACGCCGGUCUUUUACGAGAGGUACAAUGCUUUCUUGAAGAAAUAUGCGACUAGCUCUGGUAAAGGGAAAUGAGAUGUGAGCUAUUUUUUUCGGGGAGAGCCGUAACUAAAUUGAGUGUUAUUGCCCUUUCGGGAAAGGGGGGGGUUGUUAGUGUCCG
This is a messenger RNA of Annulohypoxylon truncatum, 1420 nucleotides long. Its product is annotated as alpha/beta-hydrolase. The transcript is spliced from 6 exons. The record is from RefSeq and is a predicted model, not a curated record. The coding region runs from base 277 to 1335 and encodes 352 amino acids. NCBI's taxonomy places the organism in Eukaryota, Fungi, Ascomycota, Sordariomycetes, Xylariales, Hypoxylaceae. Gene Ontology annotation, molecular function: hydrolase activity.